CGCAUGACGUCAGUGCGUCAGCUGGUUUAUGUUUACAUCGCGUCAAUUUUUUCGCAGUCAAGUUAGACCUUAUUGCGCCCGGAGCCAAAAACACGACGUGCGCGUUGAUGUGAUCGAUGGACAUUGCUGGUUUGGACGAGACAACCGCUGAGGUCCGAGAUCACACGACAGCGAUAGGCGCGCAUCGGGACCGGUCUUAGAAGCUCUUCUGUUUUGGUCAUGGGUGGAGCCGUGAGCGCAGGCGAGGACAACGACGAGCUGAUUGACAACCUGAAGGAGGCCCAUUACAUCCGCUCGGAUCUGGUGGAGAGGGCCUUCCGAGCCAUUGACAGAGCAGACUAUUACCUGGAGGAGUACCGUGACAGUGCGUAUAAAGACCUGGCCUGGAGACAUGGAAACCUCCAUCUGUCUGCUCCGUGCAUCUACUCUGAGGUGAUGGAGGCCCUGGAUCUGCAGCCUGGCCUGUCUUUUCUCAAUCUGGGCAGCGGGACGGGUUAUCUCAGCACCAUGGUGGGCCUUAUACUGGGUCCGUUUGGUGUGAAUCACGGCGUGGAGCUGCACGCAGAUGUGGUUGAUUAUGCAUAUCAGAAACUUGACCACUUUAUCAAAACCAGCGACAGCUUUGACAAGUUUGAGUUCUGUGAGCCAACCUUUGUGGUGGGAAACUGUCUGGAGAUCCCCCCGGAGAGCCGGCAGUAUGACAGGGUGUACUGUGGAGCAGGAGUUCAGAAAGAGUACGAGAACUACAUGAAGAACCUGCUAAAGGUUGGCGGGAUCUUAGUUCUCCCCCUGGAGGAGAAGUUAACCAAGAUCACCCGCACAGGUCAGAGCUCCUGGGAGACCAAGAAAAUCAUCGCUGUGACUUUUGCCCCCCUCGUCCAGCCCAAACAGAACGUCAAUGGCAGACCUAGGAGCGUUCCUUUACCCAUUUUUGAGGUGCGGACACUACAGGACCUGUGUCGGAUUGCUAUUCGCCACACUCUGCGGCAGCCCAUAGCUAUGGGAGAAGGACGCACAAAGAGACGCGUGUCUUUCCCAGGGGCCCGGGCCAUGCACCGCUACGGGCCCCGCUUCGAACGCCGCCGCUUCUGCCGGCGUUUCUACCGCCAGUGCGUCAACUCCGUGGUUCUCCACGACUCCAUGAUUCCCACAGCCAUGGACGACUGCAACUACCCCGGAGGAGUGGAAGAGGAAGAAGAGGAAGUGGAGGAGGAAGAGGAAAGAGGUUGUCGGCGAGUGAGAGAAGACCUGCCCGAGGAGGACGAGGACGAAUGCGGCGGCACCGAAGAGGACAAAAACAAAAGCGGCUGCGCUCGUGCAGAGCCUCCCGUUAAUAUUCUGAGGGAGAAGAUUCUAAGACUACCGUUACCUGAACCCCUGAAGAUGUAUCUGCUGUAUUACAGGGAGAAAUGAGACGUGGAGACAGAUAAUACGUGCAGCGUAGCGUUAAGAUGAUUAGACAUGAAGAAAAGCCUUUCUCUUCUUCCUCCUCCUCCUCCUCAACUGGAUUAGCAUGACAAUUAAGUCCUCAAUUAAUGACAUCAUGAUAUCCAUAUCCCUUUGAGAAGCAAAGCUCCUUGAUUCGGGAUGUACAGAGACGGGACUGAAGGACUGAGCUCCUUUUCCCGAAUAAUCAACGUCGCCUGAGCUCUUGCAGCUCUUUUUUUAAUUCAUUUUCCCUUCGAUUGAGAUGAUCAAAGUGUACGAUACGAUACAUUGUCCCUGUGGGAAAUGCUUGUCGCCGUGAGCUUUUUUUUUUUUUUUUAGAGUAGCGUGACUUUAGGAAGUGGCGUAGUUUGACAUGGCGGAUGAAUUUUUGUUUUAUAGCUUUAUGGUGCGGUUACGUUUACCCUAGCUUGGUGGAAUCUAUUCAUCGGCGCGACUGGGAGUUUGACGCAAGGAGGUAGAAGUUCCUCAUGCAGAUGUCUCUCGUGCCCGCGGGGUUCGAGAGAAUUCCCCACAACUGCUCGGUUUGAUGUGAGUGGUGCUUCACGCGAUUGGCGUUUCGUGGGAGUACGGAAAAGUACCUCUUGCCCGUUGGUAACGCAAAAUUGCCAUGUUGACUUGUUGAAAAAAACGCUUGGUUUGAAAAUGACUUUUGAUGUUGGACCUUCUUUGCCUGCGAAAUUUCGCUAAUAUGACUGCACCCCAAAGUCGGCCCUCCACUGUUGGAACUCUUUUCCUUGCCUCUACUGUGUUCUCCAAAAUACUAAAUAACGUCUGCAUGUGUACUGCCGUAAUGCACCCGCAUUUUGUCAAUAUUGGAGUUUGUGGUGGUAUGAUGCAUUUUAUCAUGUUAAUUCGAUUACCGUUGCCGGUUGACGCCGCAUUGUAAUUUUAUUCCACACUCGUAUGAAGGCAGGCAUCGUUUCUGCACCCCACACUACAGAAUCAUUGUCAUAUUGCAAGGUUUACAAAUUAUAUUGUAAAGGUUGUGUCAAAACGAAGAGAAAAAAAAAAUAAUUAAAAAGUCUAUUUAUUGGUAAUCACCAAAAAUUCAAGGUAUAUAAAGCACUUUGGUGUUUUUCACAAAUUCAAAUAGUUGCGUUCAAAAUCUUUGGCCCUACUCAGGAAUACUUUAGAAAAACAUUAGUUAUUUUUUUUAAACUCCUUCAUACAAUAAAAAGACCAAAAUGUUAGUACCUUUCUAUUUUUUUGACCAAAAAUGUUGAAAAUAAUCUGCUUUUUAUAUAAUCGCACUACAUCUGUACAGGAAGACUAUUCUAAGCAUACAAUGAUUGGAUCUGGCAAUUCUAUGAUCCCGGGCUCGAUUUCUACACAUUUCAUCAGUCCAGGAGUCCAUUUUCUUUAGUUCUCCUCGAGACCAAUGCUUAGAUAGCCCAAAAACAAUCCAGGAUAUUAUCAUGAGAAAAGUCUUUACUCUUCUGACGUACAAGCAUAUCUACCAAGUUUUGCUUGAAACAAUUGUGUGCUUGUCACAGAACCUUCAAUAAAGUUUGAGUUUGCACACUGGA
Molecule: messenger RNA, 2975 nt
Organism: Puntigrus tetrazona (Sumatra barb)
Lineage: Eukaryota; Metazoa; Chordata; Actinopteri; Cypriniformes; Cyprinidae
Product: protein-L-isoaspartate O-methyltransferase domain-containing protein 2-like
Exons: 6
Coding region: 220-1413 (397 amino acids)
Biological process (GO): protein modification process
Cellular component (GO): cytoplasm
Molecular function (GO): protein-L-isoaspartate (D-aspartate) O-methyltransferase activity
Source: RefSeq, a predicted model, not a curated record